Molecule: messenger RNA, 1333 nt
Organism: Closterium sp. NIES-67
Lineage: Eukaryota; Viridiplantae; Streptophyta; Zygnematophyceae; Desmidiales; Closteriaceae
Source: the annotation of a GenBank genome assembly
AAUAUGGCUGGUCAUCACCGACGCAGCGACAUCGCCAUCGGUGCAAUUCUCAUACAGGAUUUCGGUGACGGGUUACAGCCUGUCGCCUACGAAUCACGGAAGCUGCAGGGCGCAAAGAAAAAUUAUACAGUCCACGACAAGGAAAUGUUGGCGAUCGUCCACGCGUUCAAGACCUGGCGGUGCUACAUGACAGGCGCUGACGUCACGGUGCGAACGGACCACAAAUCCUUACAGUACCUGCGAGCUCAACCGAAUCUCAACCCGCGACAGAUGCGAUGGCUCGAUUUCCUCGAGUCGAAUUUCCAUUACACAAUCACCUAUAAACGAGGCGCCAACUAUAUCGCCGAUGCCUUGACCCGACCUAUUUCCCAUACCGCAGCCAUACUAAUCACCCAGACCAGCUCAUUACUUACCGGCCUAUUUAACAACGGCUACAAGAUCGACCCUUUCUUCCGCUCUGCUAUUCAUCAACAGCACACCAUCGCCGCUGGACACUAUUUUAAUAAGCGCGAUACUUCCCGCAUUUGGGUACCCGGCUACGAUUUACUUCGUACCCUUUUAAUACAGGAAUCCCACGACAACCCUACUUCCGGACAUUUCGGAGUCGACAAAACUACGAAGACGUUGCAUCGCAACUACUAUUGGCCGAACAUGGCUGACGACGUGCGCAAGUACGUGUCCUCCUGCACCGCCUGCCAGAUCAUGAAAUCUUCUCAUCAGCGAGCAGCCGGACUACUGCAGCCGUUGGAUCCGCCCGAGCGACCCUGGCAACAUAUUACGAUGGACUACGGGACAGGAAUGCCAACCGGUCCCAGCGGAAACGAUGCCAUCCUCGUGGUCGUCGAUCGACUCACGAAAAUGGCGCACUUCAUCGCUUGUCAACAGACAAUCACAGCCGAGCAAACUGCUCAACUGUUCAUCGCCAACUUCAUUCGAGUGCACGGACUACCCACCGCCAUUAUUUCUGACCGCGACCCGAAAUUCACAUCCAAUUUCUGGCGCCACCUGUGGGACCAGUUCGGCACCAAACUACAGUUUUCCUCUGCCUACCACCCACAGACCGACGGGCAGACCGAACGAGUCAACCAAACUAUGGAGCAGCUCAUUCGGACUACCUGUACUGACCCACAGACAUGGGAGAAAUCCCUUCCGCUGCUGGAGUUCGCGUAUAACAAUGCGCCAUCCGCGACAACGCAGCAGUCCUCGUUUUUCCUAAAUUACGGACAGGACCUGGUGGUACCCUCUACCCCGAAUAUCGAGACCCUUGUGCCCUGGUCCCAGAAAUUUGCUGAAGACAUUCUCGCCGCCUGAGAAAAAGCAGCCGAGGCCAUCC